AUGGGUCCCCCAAAGGUCCCUGUAAUCAUCGGAAUCGGCGAAGUAAAGAACAGCUCUCGCCAAAAGGAGGAUGCGAUCGAGCCGUUGGAUUUAAUGCUAAAUGCGAUCAAUAUAUCAGCUCACGAUGCAUCCAGCUCAUUUCCGGAGAAACUUAUUGCUUGUGUUGACAGCGUGGGCGUCGUGGCUAGUUCGACGUGGCGGUACAAGGACCUCCCGGGCCUGGUAUCUGAAAAGUUAGGAAUUCGACCAUCCCAUAGGGCUUAUAGUGCCCUGGCUGGGAGCUCGUCCGUUGAACUAAUUGAUAAUACUGCUCGACUCGUUGCGAAAGGCGAAGCAGAAGUUGGAAUUAUAGUGGGAGGAGAGGCGAUGGCGUCAUUGAAAACCUAUAUCAAAACCCACUCGUAUCCUCCUCCAUGGACAGCCCCAGACCCGGAGACGAAUGAAAUAUAUUAUGCAAAUGAUACCGACGCGCUAACUGGAAUUGGGAAGAUCCACAAGGUCGGAGUACCCAUGCAUGUGUAUCCCAUGUAUGAGAACGGACGGCGAGCCCAUAAGGGGCAGAGACCAAUUGAAAAUUUUCGAGAGUCUGCGUCCUUAUAUGGAAGAUACGCUAAAGUCGCAUCGGAGCACCCGACAUCAUGGCACUUUGGGCGAGGGACAGAAACGGCAGAGACGAUUGGGACAAUCUCCAAGCGGAACAGAAUGAUAUGUUUUCCAUUUUGGAACCGUUCCAACUUUUCCUCCAGUGCCGCAAUUGCCUUUGCCUUGGACGAGUGUCUGAACUCGUCAGGUCUGUGCAAAGAGGAUAUUGAUAUGUUUGACUUUUAUUCAUGCUUCCCAGUUGUCCCUAAACUAGCGUGCGACCACCUAGGAAUCCCUUGCGACAACCCCCGAAAGCCAAUUACUCUUCUAGGAGGUCUCACAUCAUUUGGCGGCGCGGGCGCGAAUUAUUCCAUGCAUGUAAGAGCAGAAUUUUUGGAAUCUGUGACCAAUAUUGAAGCUGUUACUGAUAUUGAAAUUCGGCUGCAGGCCGUAGUGGAGAUGACGCGUCGACUACGGAAGCUGCAAAAUUGCCACGAAGCUUCUAACGGGCUUGUUCUCGCUAACGGGGGGGGUACUAACUACGGAAAAUGUAAUAUGCCUCUCUACACAUCCUAG
This is a messenger RNA of Penicillium cosmopolitanum, 1158 nucleotides long. RefSeq lists its product as uncharacterized. Gene Ontology annotation, molecular function: acyltransferase activity. Lineage: Eukaryota; Fungi; Ascomycota; Eurotiomycetes; Eurotiales; Aspergillaceae. Bases 1 to 1158 code for a protein of 385 amino acids. The record is from RefSeq and is a predicted model, not a curated record. The transcript has 5 exons.